Molecule: messenger RNA, 864 nt
Organism: Prunus armeniaca (apricot)
Lineage: Eukaryota; Viridiplantae; Streptophyta; Magnoliopsida; Rosales; Rosaceae
Source: the annotation of a GenBank genome assembly
AUGACAUGGGAAAUGAUUUCCCCUCAAAUCCAUUUCGUGAACCAAACGGGACCUUAUAGUAAUGUAGGUCUGGCACCUGAUGGAUCGCAUGAAAACAAGAGCAAGGUGAAGCAGAGCCUAACCUUGGCCUAUAAGCACAACCGUUUAUAUAAUUUGAAAGCUCAACUUCAAGGGGAGCAACUUCAAGAAACCAACUCCAGUUAUUUUCAAGAUGGAUCAGAAGACAAGAACUUUGCGAAAUGGCCCACUACUUGGUGGCAGCAAUUCUCUGUGUUGCUUAGGAGAGGACUGAAAGAGAGGAGGCACGAGUCCUUCUCUGGUAGCCAGAUUAACCAGGUUGUGGCGGUGGCUCUUCUUGCUGGGCUACUAUGGUGGCAGUCAAAUAUUUCCCACUUGAUUGUUGCUGAUCUCCCCAUGGAGCUUGCCCUUCCAACCCUGUUUGUCACCAUAACAUAUUGGAUGGCAGGGCUCAAACCCACAGCAGGACACUUUUUCCACACCUUGCUUGUUCUGCUACUCAGUGUGUUAGUGGCUCAAGGCAUGGGGCUUGCUCUUGGGGCUCUGGUAAUGGACCAAAAAAAGGCCGCAGUACUUGCAUCAGUCCUCAUGGUGUCAUUUCAGCUAGCUGGAGGUUUCUUUGUUCAACAUGUUCCUGCUUUCAUUGCUUGGAUCAAAUACAUUUCCAUCAUUAACUACUCAUACAAGCUCUUGCUGGGGUCUCAAUACAAUGAAAAUGACACUUACCUAUGUGAUAGUGGGGUUUGCUUGGUUAGAGAUUUCCCAAGUAUAAAACAUGUUGGGCUUAGUGGACAAAUAGGUGCAGCGGUUGCUUUGGCCAUAAUGCUUGUGGGGGUUGUAGGCUAA